AUGGACAAGCACAAGAUCAAUGACAAGGCUUUGUUGAAACGUCUCAAUGAGGAGAUCAUGAAGAAGAGGGACACCAAAGAGAGCGUGCUCCUGAAGCUGGACGAGUUGCUGGAAGACAUGGGAGAUCCGAAAGGCUACCUCGAGAUGAAGUUGGAGGCCGCUGGUUUACGGCCUUGGGGCUGCAAGCGUUUUGGGACUAUUGGGAUUUGGGUAUGA
Molecule: messenger RNA, 216 nt
Organism: Symbiodinium sp. CCMP2592
Lineage: Eukaryota; Dinophyceae; Suessiales; Symbiodiniaceae
Source: the annotation of a GenBank genome assembly